AUGGCAGGUCCCAGUAGGAAGCAGAUGUUGCGGUUUCUUAGCCAGCUAGGGGCGUUUAUUUUGACCCGGUUCGGAUUUUGGAACUGCUUCUGUAUGUUGAUGCUGUUUGCUGAACGAGCGGAUUCGAAAAGGAAGCCAGACAUCCACGUCCCGUACCUGUAUGUGGACAUGGGGGCUGCAGUCCUCUGCGCCAGCUUCAUGUCGUUUGGCGUCAAGAGGAGGUGGUUUGCAAUGGCUGCUGCCGUACAGCUGGCCAUCAGUACCUACGCAUCGUACGUCGGAGAACAGGUGUAUUAUGGGGACUGGCUCAAGGUACGAAUGUAUUCCAGAGCGCUGGCCAUUAUUGGAGGCUUCCUGGUUCUGUCCAGCGGGGCGGGAGAGGUUUACAGACAGAAGGCUCGCAGCAGGUCCAUGCAGUCUACUGGACAAGUCUUUCUGGGGGUCUAUCUCAUCUGCAUGGUGUACUCCCUCCAGCACAGCAAAGAGGACAGGCUGGCCUAUCUGAACCACAUCGCCGGGGGAGAGAUCACCCUGAUGCUGCUGGAGGUGAUGUUCGGGGUUCUGGCUCUGGCCUUCCUCUCCGGCUGCUACAUCCGACUGGCGGCUCAGAUCCUGGCCACCGUCCUCCCCCUGGUGAUCCUGCUCAUCGACGGCAACGUGGGCUACUGGCACCACACUCGCAAGGUGGAGUUCUGGAACCAGAUGAAGCUGAUUGGCCACAACGUCGGCAUCUUUGGCGCCGUGCUGAUCCUGGCUACCGACGGUUGAACCCUCGGGUGGGGGGGAGGGUUUUCACAGACAACUUUCAUGGACCGAGGUGUGUUGCGCAGGAUGAGAUCGUUGGAGUUUUCGUCACAGUCCGACUUUGUACUCGAACGCUGCUUUGACCCGGUGACGUCUCAGGAUUCAAUCACGCCAAGCUGAGACGGUUGGAUGUAAGCUGCAUCGAUUGUCCCCGCCUACUAGCUGGUAACUUUGCUUUUGCAAGAAAAAGAGACACACAGGCUUCCUUUUUUUGUUUUUUUUUCAAUUUUAAUUAUUUAUUUAAAUUCAUGUUUACAUGUUUUUGUUUCUGUUAUGACACUGAGAAUCGGUGGUACUGUAAAUCUACAGGGAACUUUUACUCCAAGAGAAGUCUUAAACAGUCUAAUCAUAUUUUUUUUUAACGGUGUAAUGGUUUCAGUAUUUUACAAAUAAAGGGAAAGUUAUACUCACUUACCGCCACCUUAUUAAGUACACUCGUUAAAUUUAAUACAAUCAAACAGAAGAGCUCUGCCGUAAAUUCUUCUACGUUUAUAGUUUUUGUUUGUGAUUCUACUUUCCUGUUAAGGUCAUAGUGGGUGAUUGUGGACUGCACUGAAUUUAAAAACAUUCUUGAUCUUUUUCCACACCUGAGUGGGAGGAAAAUAUUAAGUACUCCUGAAUGUAAUGCAGUCCAUUAUGACUUUAAUAGCAAGUCAGAAUCAUCACCUUUCUGACAACUUAAAGAUAAACUGUAGAAAGUGCAGCAGAGUCCUUGUGUUGACUUUUGGGACGCAACUGAACUCACACUUUGGAUUGCAUCGCUGCUUUUGAGAAAAGAUUGCUGAAUUCGUCAGCUGCUUUCUUGCGUUCAUGUAAACACAGAAGUGCUUUGAAGUAUGUAUAAACUACCAGAGCAAAUUUCAUAAAACUUGGAGAGGUGGAGCAGUUGCAUGUCCCAGAUCCACGUCUUUUUCUACGACACUGCGAGAGAGGACGAAACUCUGAGUGCCCCUCAGUCAGACUGUAUUUCACACUACGAAAGCUGUUUGCUAUUAAUUCAGUAGUAGUUCAUAUGCGUGACAAACGCUGGAUGGGAAAAGGUCAACUACCUUCCCUGACAACACUAAUUGGAUUGCAUUAGAUUAGACAGCUGUACUUAAUAAAGUGACUGUUUGGGAGCGUGUGUUGUAUUGCUCAUGAAAUGGGAGGGCUCUGCUUGAGGCAUCGCUUUUAACUUGCGCAGACAUGACUAUAUGUAGGUUUUCAUUACGUUUAAUAAACACAGCUUUUGUAUC
Messenger RNA from Stegastes partitus (bicolor damselfish), 2039 nucleotides. RefSeq names its product transmembrane protein 101 (gene tmem101). Gene Ontology annotation, biological process: positive regulation of canonical NF-kappaB signal transduction. NCBI's taxonomy places the organism in Eukaryota, Metazoa, Chordata, Actinopteri, Pomacentridae. The coding region runs from base 1 to 768 and encodes 255 amino acids. The record is from RefSeq and is a predicted model, not a curated record. The transcript is spliced from 4 exons.